GGCAAGGGCUGCCAAGGGCCCCUGAACAGCACUACUGGCAAGGGAGGUGACUCUGAGAAUGAAGACAGUGAUGAGGAAGAGGAAGAGGAGGAGGAGGAGGAGGAGGUAGAGGAGAAUGAGAAUGGUAUCAAUGGCACAAGCACCAACACCACUGAGGAGGCAGGUGGACCUCAUGGCAAUGGCACUGCAGUGGCUGAGGAGGAUGUGGGACCCACAGAUGCCACGACAGCUGGGGAGCAGUGGGAGUACGAGGUGACAGUUGGAGGCCACGGCCGGGGGGACGAGGGCACCACUGACGGCAGCUAUGGGGAGCAGGACGAGUACGCCCGUGGGGACAGCUACCGGGCCUACGAGGACGAGUAUGGCUACUACAAGGGGCACGGCUACGACGUGUACGGGCAGGAUUACUACUACA
Molecule: messenger RNA, 415 nt
Organism: Merops nubicus (carmine bee-eater)
Lineage: Eukaryota; Metazoa; Chordata; Aves; Coraciiformes; Meropidae
Gene: IBSP
Product: integrin-binding sialoprotein
Exons: 2
Biological process (GO): bone mineralization; ossification; cell adhesion
Cellular component (GO): extracellular region
Source: RefSeq, a predicted model, not a curated record